Molecule: messenger RNA, 5990 nt
Organism: Rhipicephalus microplus (southern cattle tick)
Lineage: Eukaryota; Metazoa; Arthropoda; Arachnida; Ixodida; Ixodidae
Gene: FANCI
Product: Fanconi anemia complementation group I
Biological process (GO): DNA repair
Molecular function (GO): DNA polymerase binding
Source: RefSeq, a predicted model, not a curated record
CGUUUUCGUUGGCCCGCGUUCAGGCGGGUUUCAGCCUGUUUUGAUAUGGCGCGCGCAUGGUGUUUUCGGGCGCGCACUUCAUUUCGGUGUAAUCAUAGUUGCUGCACAAUUUAGACCUGCUUACUGCGCACUCGUAGCUGCUACAGUGCAGAUUUAGCGAUGAAAACUAAUUCCUGAUAUGUUAAGGGAAACGUCCCAAAGCUGCGACGUCGCACUGUGACUUUGACAAGUCAGCGAUGGACAACGAGGCGAUUCGCGGGAAAAUCAGGAAGUGUAUCACAAGCAAGAACUUAAAGCCAGUGCACCAAUUUUUGCUCAACAAUGCGGCCAAAGGUGGAUCGGACGUAUCGGCAAUUGCAAAAAAAGUUAUCGAAGAACUUCCCGACAAUGACUUCGGACGAGAACAGCAUAAGGAGAUGUUUGACAUCAUCCUGUCUAUAUUGAAAAAGUUUGAUCUCUCACCUGAAGUCUCCUCUUCACUUAUAGGAGUUCUCAAUUCUGAGGUGAACAACUUGUCCGUUAGCACACGUGCAGCUGUUGUGUAUGACCUUCUUGAUGGCCUGAAGGAAGGAAUACCGUUGGACAGAAGAUGGCUUGAGGUGCUCCCGGACUUAUUGACAAGUAUUUCUCAAAGUGAUACUGUUUCUGCAAGGGGCGAUAGGCUGUCUGGUGGGCAGUUUAAGAAAUUGGUCGUGGAAAAUCUCUGCUCCUGUCCGUGGGAACCUAAAUGGGCCACACCAUUGGCACGCAUUCUCAGUGAGAUUCCACUUGAUGCAUCUGAACUGCAAUUGGCCAUUCCAAAGAUGAUGAGGGUUUUGCCAAACCUCGAAUUACCUGAAGUUCCUCCCCUUGUGUAUCAACUACUACUAUUCUCCAACCAAGAAUGCACUGAAAUCUUAAUAGAGUCAGUAGUUAAAUUCUUCAGAGAAAAGGAUUUGGAGAUAGAAGAGCUGCGAGCAACUGCAUUGAAUGGAAGGGAGAACCUUGAACAGACAGAAGCUACCGUAGUUCUUCACAUUGUUUUUGCUGCACGUCAGAACCCUACCAUCAUAAAUUUUUUUAUUAAAAUGCUAAAGGUGAGGCAGAUGAAAGCAGAGUUCAUCUUUGGCCAGUUCACGCUUACACUUGCGCUGGCUCUUGCUAAAACACGACACUUCACUGAGCAGGUACUUGAUGUCUUGAAAUCUGCUGCAUCAUUUCACAUUCAAAGGCAAGCCAAGUAUAGAGAGUAUAUGUGGGUUCGAGAAAUGAUUCCUGUGCCAAAGGACAUCAAGCAGCUUAUUGUCAAUAUGAUUAAGCACAGCAAGUGUGGCUGGGAAGAAUCGUCACAAAGCCUUGUUGAAUUUGGUUUUUUGCUUAUGGACAUGUACAAUCCUCGUGCUGGAUUUGGAAGAACAGGGCACAGCACAGCUUUUGACUGCUGCCAACUUGGACAAGCAAUUGUUCUUGAGACAUUCAUAGUAAACAGGGAUGCUUCUGGCAACAUCAUGGACCUCGUUGUUGAUCGGUUUCUGUCCAAGCCAUGUGCACCUACAGAUCAUUAUUUCGAGCUUCUGGCCCAAAUGAUUCAGACAACACCUCAGCUCCUAGUUCAGUGCCAGUCACAGAUGCAGAAGUUAUUGGGCCACCUGCCUAACAUGCCCUGCCAUAGCACUGCAAAGCUCUUACGUGCAUCAACACCACUCAUCAAGGCAUCUGCAACGCUUUGUGACUGGCUUAUGAUCGUGCUGCGCAAGCUGCUUUUUUACCGUGAGUUGGAAUGCCGGAAGGUGGCAGUGUCUGGUAUCCUCGUUCUGCUUCGCAACCUCAAGCCUCGAGGACCUGUUGGUGGCUUUGGUCGGGAGGUUGACUUUACCUUAAGUCAGCUUUCCGUGCAAGUUCCCCAGCAAAAUGACCCUGGCUCACACCAUUCAGUUUGUAUGGAGCUGCUUGGUCUACUUAGUAAGAGCCUCACACAGCAGGGGGCCUUACGUCAAUUGCUAUACCAGGGGUUUCCUGAAGUCAUAGAUCAAAACAUCAACCUGACUGAAGCUGUCUUGGAGUUGCUUGUCUUACAACUUCAGAAGUAUUAUGAUGGAGAUGACAAUUCAUAUCCUCCAUUGAAAUUAUCUGGAGUUGUCCAAAUCAAUAUGGACAAGGCAGUUUUGCAAGAACCUCUGAGCCAGCUCGUCCUUGGUGCCCACCGAUGCCUCAUGAUUGCAAAGAAACAUUCUCAAGGUUCCACUGAUGAUGGACAAGAAAGUGGUGUUCAACAGACUCUCCAGAAACUUCUGGGGAACUUAACAAAGGUCAUGGUGGAUGCUGAAUUGGAGGCUUUUUCAUUGGACAAGAUGUCUGACUUUAGCAUGAGUAGUGUUGGUCAGAAGAAUAGACUCAUUGCAACAGAGCUAAGAAAUAUUUGCGAAGCACUUAUUGAGCACACUCUGUCAUGUGGGAGUUGGAGUGCCAGCAGUGCACAAGUCUCCCUCAAGCUUUUUGAGCAGCUGAAUGACAUUGAGCAACUGCUUCAAAAUGGUUCCAACAAAAAAAAGGACAGUAAGGCCAGUGCUUCAAGCAAGAGAAAGGAUGCCAAAGCAAAAGCAGCACCACGAAAAGGUUUACCUUCACUUCUUAGCACAAGGUUCCUAGGGAAGUUCUUGGAGAACCUUUUCUGCUCUUCAUCUGAAUACAGUGGUCUCUCAGAACUGUCAGAAAAUUCGAGCUUCAUGCAACACAUUGUAAGCGCGGCACGGCAUGAACUUGUGAAAGUCCAGGAACCGGGGACUUUUGAAGCACUUUACAAUGAACGCCUCCUCCAGUCACACUUCAAAAUUUCUAGGGUUUUUCUUGAGGUGUGCAAGCAGAAGUCCAAAGAGUCAGACAGCGAUAUUACUGCCAUCUGCAUUGAGAGUCUUGGGAGCUUGGUUUCCAGUGUGACGAAACAUCAUUUUGAUCACCUGCCUCUCCUGCUCGCGACAUUAGAGGGCAUGGAUUCAUCUGAAGUUCCAGACCUUAAGGAGCUAACAAAAUCUCAGUACACAGUGUACAAGGCACUGGUGAAUGACAUCUUGUGUCAGACUGAAGACAGUACACGAUUGAAGGAACUCAUUCCCAUAAUGCUCAUCUGCUGCUGUCUGAGCCGUUUUAUUGAACCGGGUUCUUUGUUGUUUGGUGAGCUCCAAGAUUGGAUAAAGGAAAUCUGCAAGCAGCAAAGCAUAACCGAUCCAGCUGUAGCUCGCAGUCUACUCUCAUUUUAUCUUAGUGUGAGCCAUCAAACACAUGACUGCCUCAAGAACUUUGGCAAUAUUGCUGUCUGCUUCCAUUACAACCUUGGAGAUGUAGAUGAGGAUGUAGAGCUUUCCACUAAACAAGUGUUCUCCCUCAUCAAUGCGAAGACAGUGGCAUCACUAGUGCCAGUACUUCUUGAGCACAUUCACAAAGUACAUGAACGCAUCGACUGGCUACUGGCUCUGGUCAGGUCCUGUACUGCCCUGGAAGCACACAUGAAGGAUAAUGACAGUGAAGACUCUUCAGCAUCUUCGAGGCAGGUCCAGGAAGUGGGCCUGUGCCGGCAGCUUGGCUACCUGGUGGCGAUAUUCAUAGAGCUGACCCAGUCCCAGCUGCCAGCGGGCCAGUGCACUGUGGCUGUCAUGAAGCAGCUCACUCGACUGUACAAUUCACUCGCUGGCCUUAGCAAACUGUACCUGUCACUCUACAGCUCCAAGUUUGGUAGCUUUUGCAGCAAAUAUGAAAAGCUUAUAAAGCUUGCAGCCACACAGCUCACACCGAAUGUCUACUCAAUGAUCACUUUCCUACAAAAUGCAGAAUCUGAAAGGGAGCCAUCGAAGAAAAAACCACGAAGAGAUGAAGUGCAGAAGGCUGCAGUUGCUAGGGAAAUAAGCACCAUUCCAUCUCUGAUUUACGCUAUUGAGCAACAUGAGAAGCUGCUCAUCCAAUUGGUGAAGAAGUCAAAGGUUAACUUAAUGGAGUUUGUGAAGAUGAGUACUGCUAGAGACUUUCGCAUUAAUUCAGCUACAGUACAGGCACGCUUGGAGGAGUCUGCUGAAGCCAACGGUAGUGCGGAUGAGGACAACGGAAGCGUGGCUUCUACGGGCAGCUGUUCAGCACCAAGGUCCGGUACCGCAAAACCAAAAAGCAAACGGCUCCGUAAAGCCCCAGGAAGCAAGAAGUGACUGUUGCAUGGUAGCAUAUGAAUAAUUAUGUGUAGAUCGUCACUAUAAAAGUGAACUGGAUAAUAUUUUAUGUCAAACCUUCACUGAUGUGAGUAUGUGAAAUUCACUGUAGAGGUGUUUUUUUUUUUUUUAUACUGAAAAUACUGGAGGCUUCUUUUGUGCUGUGAUUGUUUGGUUGAUUUAGCUGUAGGAAAGAUGGUCAAUGCGUAGUCUUGUCCGAGUUUUAUACUUCUGACUCAAGAUAAUUUUUUGGUUUCGUUUACUUUGCUGCAUCUAUCUUUGUUGGCUUGAACUUCUCAGCAGUCUUAUUGCGCAGUUGGGCCAGGUUGAAACACUCUUAUCUUAGUAUGGUGCUUGGAUUGUUAGGUGUUAGGAAGUUAAAACGCAUAAAUCUUGGCAACCAGCCGCAGCAAUCUUUAAACCUCGCUGAAUGUGAUUGGGCCCUUUGUUUGCAAUACCAUAAAUGAGCUUAAGGCUUUUGACAGUUAGUUUCACCUGAAGAAAAGAAGCUUUGCCAGGCAUUAGACAUUGUCAAGUUGGAUGCACAGGUGUGGUACUGAGUGACAACCCUGUAAGGUUAAUGGUGACCAUUGCUAAGCAGGUUCUUUAAUGCACUCAACAGUAAGGUUUUUGUGGGAGAGGCAUUACGCACUAGCCGUACAUAAUGACUUUGCAUUUUUCCUCCCGGCCAGCAUGAUCUACAAGGAGCUGUCUGCAAGAUUCUCUCAUGUAGCACUGAUCCUUGCCGCAAUGUUUAAAUCCAGUGGACUACUAUGCCUUAGGGCAAAAUUCAGGUUGACAAGUUGACAAGCGGCCACGUAAUACAAUAAAAUUUCAAAAGGAGGUUGUCAUAGAAGAAGAAAGCACCACUAAAUUCAAGUGCAGGCCAAAAUUCGCCAUGCUUCUCUAGGGUAGCUAUAUAGUAUCUGUGGACUGUGGUAUUUGGCACAAAAAGCAGCGAAAACAAUCGCUUGGGCUCUUAUCACAUGCUUGCUGCUUGUCACCAUCACUGUCGUCUUUUGUGCAUCAUAAAUUUUUCAUCCCAGGGCAGGCUGCAAUGUCAGCUGGUUUGACUGAGUCAAGACUAAGGUAUUAUGGUCUAUUCAGUUGUUCCUGGAACCACAUCAUUAGUAAGUGUAGCCAAAGGGGGUUUUACGGUGCUGUUCUUUAAAGCUACAGUUGUACAAAUAGUUGACAAGGCUUGGUGCAGAGUACAUUGACUUCUUUUUUAAAUAUUGUUGAUUUACUUCAAUUUUUCAUGUUCCAAAAUACUAGAACACUGUUAUUGCACAUCUUGCCAUUUUACACUCUUAAAUUUGGGUGGCCAUGCCCAUAUUAUUAUAUUACUACCUUCAACGUUUGCAAGCCUUACAUAAUCAUCAUUAAACUUUUCAAUUCUGCUUUAAUGCGCAGGCCUGCAAAAGAGUAGCUGGGCAAUCAGCCCCACCAUGACUUGUCAAUGCCAGUAUUACUGGAUUUAAUUCUCUUGCCUUAAUUAAGCUCUUCAGUGGUAUAUUUAUAGAUACUUGGGCAAGUCCAAGUCACUUGCAGAUCGUUAUGAGAAAUCAUCAUUCUGCAGCGGAAAAUAAAUCUACUUAUAAUGAUGAUGACUUGCUGCUCAAGAUUAACUAAAUUUUGGUACAUUCUCGGUACAUUCUCAGUUACUGUUGGUUCAGAUUUGUGAUCAUUCUGUUUGCCACUUGUAAUGCCUCUGUCAUGUGAAUGUGUGAUUCUCAAGCUGCCAAAAGACAGCUUUUAUUUGCCGCUCCUCUGUCUAUUUUGAAAUGGACAAAAAAUAAAGUUGAUUGAUUGAUUGAU